Molecule: messenger RNA, 1710 nt
Organism: Saccoglossus kowalevskii
Lineage: Eukaryota; Metazoa; Hemichordata; Enteropneusta; Harrimaniidae
Product: corticotropin-releasing hormone receptor 1-like
Biological process (GO): adenylate cyclase-modulating G protein-coupled receptor signaling pathway; cell surface receptor signaling pathway
Cellular component (GO): plasma membrane
Molecular function (GO): G protein-coupled peptide receptor activity
Source: RefSeq, a predicted model, not a curated record
AUGACAGCCAAUACCAACGUACUAACUGUCAUGACAGCCAGUACCAACGUACUAAUCGUCAUGGCAGCCUGUACCAACGUACUGACCGUCAUAACAGCCAAUACCAACGUACUAACUGUCAUGACAGCCAGUACCAACGUACUAACCGUCAUAUCAGCCAGUACCAACGUACUAACCGUCAUGACAGCCAGUACCAACGUACUAACCGUCAUGUCAGCCAAUACCAACGUACUAACUGUCAAGUCAGCCCGUACGAACAUACUAACCGUCAUGUCAGUCAGUGCCAACGUACUAACCGUCAUGACAGCCAGUACCGUGUUAUAUUAUCAAUACUGUUUGGGAUACUGUCAACCCCUGGACGAUAUGUGUCUCAGUUUAUGCUGGCCAACAACACUAGAAAACACAACCGCAGUGAUCGAUUGCCCUCCAUCGGCAUUCUGGGGAAAUACAGGGAAGAUUCCACUAUUUUGCCAAGCAGGUGGAGUAUGGGACAAUGCCUCGUUAAGCACUGGAAAUGUAUUCUCCCUGUGCAUGGACGAUGUGACCAGACGGUUACUCGGUGUAGUGUACGACCAUACAGCUACAUUCGACCAAAUAGAGCUUUAUGGAAAUGCGAUGUCGGGCUCGAGAAUUCUACAGGCUGUUGGGUAUUCCAUAUCAUUGACUAGUUUAGUAGCGGCCUUAUUUAUAUUCUAUUCCUUCAGGAGCCUACUAUGUCCUCGGACUCAGAUCCAUAAACAACUAUUUAUAUCUUACAUUGUGUGGAUUGGUAUUGAAUUCAUAUUGUCCUUCGACUAUGCUUUCCAGCAGGAAGAGAAGCAAAAGGAGUUAACACUAGGCUGUAACAGCAGUGAGGCCGUGGAGCAGCACCACAAUACCAUACGAAAUACGCCAAUUCUAUGUGAGACAUUCGAGUUCGUCAGGGAGUAUACCCGUGUAUGUGUGUUUACGUGGAACUUCGUGGAAGGUAUAUACCUCCACAGACUGUUAACGGCAGCGGUGUUUCACAAACCGAAUUUUAAAGUGUAUUACUUUGUAGGCUGGGUUGCACCUCUACUACCCGUCAUAGGAUGGGCUGUGGCCAUGUCGUAUACCAAUAACCAAAACUGUUGGUUUGGCUAUUAUUAUUCCCCUUACUACUGGUUGAUCGAAGGACCACGUAACGCCAUCUUAUUUAUCAAUUUGAUUUUUCUGAUCAACAUUGUACGGGUUCUUAUCACGAAGAUGAGAGAAAGUCAUACGACAGAUACCAUGCAAGUGAAAAAAGCCGUUAAAGCAGCAUUGGUUCUGGUACCUCUACUGGGAGUUACCAACCUAUUGUUUCUGCCAGACAGACCAAAAGCCACGGCAGAAGCUUGGGUGGUAUAUUUAUAUUUCUACGCCACAAGUAUAUUAGUUACAUUUCAAGGAUUUGUAUGUGCGAUGAUUUUCUGUUUCUGUAAUGGCGAGGUGCAACAAGCCAUUAAACGAAGAUGGACGAGGUGGCAAGAUGCACGGAACCCAAUGAGUAGUGGCAGGAGAGGAACCACCAACAACACGUGCACGACAGAGAUUAGAAUGAACUCGGUUUGCAACAAUCAAUUUGGAGUGAAUCGGAAUAGUGAUUCUGACGUCACUGCUGUGUAGAUGUUUAAUCGUGGUGCCAUCAUGCAAUUAAUAUCAAGAUGGAAUUACAAAAAGCUUAUGGUUAACAUUCGACUCCCAUAACUA